ACAAAACCGGAAGUGACGCUAUCGCCUCUCUUCUUGAAACAUGCUUGAACGGAGGUGACCUUAGUUACUAUCCACAUUGUAAAGUGAAGUUAUUUGGCGACUGCCCCGCCUGGUUUACAUGCAGAACUUGUUGAAGUAUUGCUGAAGACUUGAGAAAGACGAGCAGAGAUGGCGGAGGCUCAUCAGGCGCGCGUCCAGACUGUGGUCGAAGACAUGGUCCAAAGCCUGGAGAGGGACCACAUCCGUAAAAUGCAGGGUCGUAUGUUCAGGUGCAGUGCAGAGUGCUGUGAUCGACCCUCAGACUCCAUGUCUUCAGUGCAUCAGUGCAUCGACAGGUGUCACACUCCUCUGGCUCAAGCUCAGGGACUCGUCACUACAGAGCUGGAGAAGUUUCAGGAUCGUCUGACCAGAUGCACGAUGCACUGCAACGACAAGGCGAAGGAUCUUUUUGACUCUGGUGCCAAGGAGGCAGCCGUUAAGUCUCUGAUGGAGCGCUGUGUGGGCAGCUGUGUGGACGACCAUGUUAACCUGAUCCCCAGCAUGACCCGAAGACUCAAAGAGAAUUUGGACUCUAUACAACAGUGAAAAGCAGGAGGGAUUGCUGAAGUCUGUCCUGUAGACAGCCUGGACUCAUUACACACACAUAAAUACACACACACACAGCAGCGCAGGGUUCGCCAACUCAGCCAGUUUAACCAGUUACAACUGAAGAAGAGAGAGCUGGAACAUCAUGACAGAGUAGAGUUUAAAAUUAAUAAUGUGACGCAAAUGGUAGAGUUUUACAGGCAGAUGCUGGAGGUUUUUUGGCUUGUUAGGUCCUGAUUCAUCUGUGCAAUUGCAACAAAAAAGAAAUCUAGCGAUACAUCUGGUGUCAUAGUGUUGUGUACAAACAAGAUAACGGCUCAGUAAUGCUUUAGAGCCCAUCUGAGUAUCACAAAUCAAACUAUACAGUACAACACGCAGUCGACAGGAUCCAGAUUUGCAUUUGUUCAUGCGAACAGUUUGAACAUCCUGUUUGUUUGCAGGAUUUGAUAUUCAGCUCUUAUACUUAAUCUGUGAAGUCCCAUCACUCAUCAUUCUUUUUUUGUGUAAUUUUAAGUUCUGUGUACGUUUGUAUCUGAAUUAAAAGUGCUAGAGAUGUAA
Molecule: messenger RNA, 1143 nt
Organism: Thunnus maccoyii (southern bluefin tuna)
Lineage: Eukaryota; Metazoa; Chordata; Actinopteri; Scombriformes; Scombridae
Gene: timcc
Product: family with sequence similarity 136 member A
Exons: 3
Coding region: 169-585 (138 amino acids)
Cellular component (GO): cytoplasm
Source: RefSeq, a predicted model, not a curated record